Molecule: messenger RNA, 4346 nt
Organism: Paramecium sonneborni
Lineage: Eukaryota; Ciliophora; Oligohymenophorea; Peniculida; Parameciidae
Source: the annotation of a GenBank genome assembly
AUGAAAUAAUAAAAGCUUAAAUAUGGAAGAAAUUAGAUAUUCUAAAGGUGUUUAAAAACGAUUGAGAAUUAUAGAUAAUAUUGUUCCUUGAUUGAAUCUUUGAUAAUGUAAAAAUAUUGUUUUGAAUAAAAAUGGAUAAGUUUUUUGGAUUAAUACAAAAGAAAAAAAAAGAAUUAAAAUGAUUCAGAAAAGUUUAAAGAGUUAAAAUAAUAAAUUAAUUCUUCUAAAUAAAAAAAAUAGAAAUACGCUAGUAUAAUUUUUGAAACAAAUAAACAGUCUUUUAAAGACUAAAAAGUUCAGAAAGGCAAAAAUUAUAAUAUAUUUUAAGGUUAUGACUUAGGAAUAAUUAGAAAGGCAAAUCUAAACUUAAAAUCUUGUGGUUCGACCAGUAAUGAUAAAACAUUUUUAUCAUCCACUCCAAAACUGUAAUUGUAAUAAUUUGAUUUCAUCUUCAAUAGACUUUAAGGUUUUGAUAUGGCUAUUGUAAAAAGUUAGAUCAUUGAUGUUGAAUUAUGUAAAUAAAUUGAUAAGAGGCCAGGAUAUGAUCAUUUUUAUAAAGGUUACACUUAUAUUCAUAUAUAGGAAUUGAACUAUAAAAUAUGUCAAGAUAAAGAGAAGCUAUUGAGUAAUUUGAAGAAGCAAUUAAAAUUGAUCCUAAUAAUUCUUAUUUUUAUCAAAUAAAGGGUUAGUAAUAAAUUUACAAUUAGGUCUUGCUUUAUAAGAGAUGCAUGAUUUCGAAGCAGCUCUCAAACAGAUUGAUAUUGCUAUUAGUCUUAAACCUGAUGAAUCAAGAUAUUAUGCCAAUAAAGGUUGAAUUUUUUUCAUCUUUUUAAUAGCUCUUAUGUUACUUAUGGAUUCUAAAUUUGAAGAUGCAAUUAAAUUCUGCGAUAUUUCUAUUUAAAAAAACAAUAGAUGUUCUAUGAGUUAUAAAGUUAAAGGUGAAAAAUAUAAAUAAUUUUUUAGGUUAAUCGUUAUUGUUAUGUGAUCGGUUGCAGGAAGCUUUAGAAUGUUUUGAUUCAUAAAUCAAGACUGCUUAUUAGGAAUAUGAAGAAUUAGAAAAAUAAAGCAAAAUUUAAUUUAAUUUAUUAGGUUAAACUUUACAUUCGCACAAUCAUUUUGAAUGCUCUCAGUAAAUUAUGGAUCUAGCAAGGAGAUACCUUAAAUCUAAUCUCAAUGAUGCAUAUAACUUAAAAGGUUGAAUUUAUAUUUAAUCAGGACUGGCUUUAAUGAAAAUGAGUAAAUUCUAAGAAGCUUUAGAUAAUUUUAAUACUGCUUUAUAGAUAUUUGAUGAUAAUCAAAUAAACCAUUUGAAUAGAGGUUAAUUAUAAAUUUAAUUUAAGCAACAUUAUUAUUAUAAUAAGGCUUUUCUGAAGAAGCCAUCAAAUCAAUAGAUUCUGCUAUUCAAUUAAACCCAAAUUUUUCAGAUUAUUAUAAUUUAAAAGGUUAAAUAUUUUAUUAUUUUAUUAAAGCAAUGGCUUUACUAUCUCUGGGUAACCAACAAGAAGCCUUACAAAAUAUUGAUAUGGCAAUAAAAAUUAACCCUGAAAGAUUUGAAUAUUUUGUUAAUAAAUGUAAGUAAUUUACAAUUAAUUAGCAACAAUUCUACUCUAAAUGUAAAGGUUGUAAGAAUCUCUAUAUUAGAGUGAUUAAGUAAUUUAAAUGAAUCCUCAAUUCAGCCUUGCCUAUUAAAUGAAAGGUUAUUUGAUUAAUCCUAUAUUAGCCUGCUCUCUAAUAAUGAUGAAUCGAUAUUAAGAUGCUUUAGAUGUUCUAAAAAUCGCUAUUUAACAAAAUCCAGAAGAUUUUAUGAUUCAUAAUAAUAUAGGUUUAUAUUCAAAUCUAUUUUUUAGCUAAUGUCUUACUGGCAUUGAAUCGUUUUAAAGAAGCUUUACUAUUUAUAGAUUCAGCUAUUCAAAUCAAUCCAGAAUCAGCUUUUCUUUAUCGUAAUAAAGGUAUUGCUUCUCAGUAUUUUAAAAGCUUUAAUUUUAUUUAAGAUCAAUCGUUUAGAAGAAGCUUUAGAUUGUAUUAAUUAAUCCAUUAAAAUAAAUCGAUAAAUAAAUUAACUAGAUAACACAAAAGGUCAAAAUUUUUCAUAUUUGUAGCAAUGAUUUUANAGCUCUUAUGUUACUUAUGGAUUCUAAAUUUGAAGAUGCAAUUAAAUUCUGCGAUAUUUCUAUUUAAAAAAACAAUAGAUGUUCUAUGAGUUAUAAAGUUAAAGGUGAAAAAUAUAAAUAAUUUUUUAGGUUAAUCGUUAUUGUUAUGUGAUCGGUUGCAGGAAGCUUUAGAAUGUUUUGAUUCAUAAAUCAAGACUGCUUAUUAGGAAUAUGAAGAAUUAGAAAAAUAAAGCAAAAUUUAAUUUAAUUUAUUAGGUUAAACUUUACAUUCGCACAAUCAUUUUGAAUGCUCUCAGUAAAUUAUGGAUCUAGCAAGGAGAUACCUUAAAUCUAAUCUCAAUGAUGCAUAUAACUUAAAAGGUUGAAUUUAUAUUUAAUCAGGACUGGCUUUAAUGAAAAUGAGUAAAUUCUAAGAAGCUUUAGAUAAUUUUAAUACUGCUUUAUAGAUAUUUGAUGAUAAUCAAAUAAACCAUUUGAAUAGAGGUUAAUUAUAAAUUUAAUUUAAGCAACAUUAUUAUUAUAAUAAGGCUUUUCUGAAGAAGCCAUCAAAUCAAUAGAUUCUGCUAUUCAAUUAAACCCAAAUUUUUCAGAUUAUUAUAAUUUAAAAGGUUAAAUAUUUUAUUAUUUUAUUAAAGCAAUGGCUUUACUAUCUCUGGGUAACCAACAAGAAGCCUUACAAAAUAUUGAUAUGGCAAUAAAAAUUAACCCUGAAAGAUUUGAAUAUUUUGUUAAUAAAUGUAAGUAAUUUACAAUUAAUUAGCAACAAUUCUACUCUAAAUGUAAAGGUUGUAAGAAUCUCUAUAUUAGAGUGAUUAAGUAAUUUAAAUGAAUCCUCAAUUCAGCCUUGCCUAUUAAAUGAAAGGUUAUUUGAUUAAUCCUAUAUUAGCCUGCUCUCUAAUAAUGAUGAAUCGAUAUUAAGAUGCUUUAGAUGUUCUAAAAAUCGCUAUUUAACAAAAUCCAGAAGAUUUUAUGAUUCAUAAUAAUAUAGGUUUAUAUUCAAAUCUAUUUUUUAGCUAAUGUCUUACUGGCAUUGAAUCGUUUUAAAGAAGCUUUACUAUUUAUAGAUUCAGCUAUUCAAAUCAAUCCAGAAUCAGCUUUUCUUUAUCGUAAUAAAGGUAUUGCUUCUCAGUAUUUUAAAAGCUUUAAUUUUAUUUAAGAUCAAUCGUUUAGAAGAAGCUUUAGAUUGUAUUAAUUAAUCCAUUAAAAUAAAUCGAUAAAUAAAUUAACUAGAUAACACAAAAGGUCAAAAUUUUUCAUAUUUGUAGCAAUGAUUUUAGGAGAAAUGGGCAAUUAUUACGGAGCUUGCUAAGAAAUUAAAUAGAAUUCAGAAAGUGUUGAAAAUUUCCAACUUUUAGGUAAGAUUUUAAAAAUGAAUUAGUCAUGUUUUUACUUUAAUAAAAGAAGUAUCAAGAAGCACUUGAUAUUUUAGACUAAGCUAUUUAAAUGAAUCCAUUUAAUUAUACUAACUUUUUAUUAAAAGGUGAAUAAUAAUAAAUUAUUCAGGAAUUGUAUUAUUAUUCCUACAAGAGGGAAAUGAAGCCUUAAACUAAAUAGAAAUAGCAAUAUAAUUAAAUCCUGAAAAUAAUUUUUUAUUUUAAAAUAAAGGUUAAUUAAGAUAUUAAUUUAGUCACUAUUUUAUAAUUUUUGCAUCGUAAUUAAGAAGCAUUAGACCUUUUAAAUAUUUUAAUUUAGAAUAAUCAUAGAAAUUUUUUAACAUAUUACUAAAGAGGUAAAAAAUAAAUUUAAAAUAAAAGCUUAAACUCUAUUUUUAAUGAAUUCUUACAAUGAAGCACUACGAGAUUUGGAUACUGCUAUUGAAUUAAAUCCUAAUUUUUAUUAGCUUUUUUGUUUAAAAGGUUCAGUAAUAAUUUAAUUUAAAAGCAUAUAUUCUAAUAUUUUAAAAUCAUUUAUAAGUUGCUUUAGAAACAUGUGAUUUAGCAAUAUCCACAAAUCCUGAAAGAUAUGAAGGAUAUUGUAUGAAAGGUUAAAAAAAUUUAUAAAUUUAUUAGCUUGUGUUUUAAAUUUAAUGAAACAGUUUUAAGAAGCACUUAAGUAUUGUGAUUAUGGAAUUUAAUUAAAUCCUACUAUUUGGAUACCAUAGCAAAUAAAAGGCACUUAUUAUAUCAUCAUUAUUUAAUAGCUCACAUUCUAUUUAAUUCGAAAAAUUAUUAAGAAGCUUUGAAAUUUAUCAAUAAUUCUAUUCAAAAUAAUCCUGAAGAGUUAACAAAUUUUAUA